AUGGGAAAUACGGACAGCGUCCACGACGUGGAGAUGAACUCCUUGUCCAAUGUGGACAAUGAUCGUCCUUACAUCAAGAGAACACCAAUGCGCCCAAUGAUAGCGGAAUACGACCCAAAGAAGCACGGUGUGAAAACAGAACUGUCAGACACGGUUCUAGUCAAAUACAAGUGCGAGAAAAAUGACAUACCUAUUACCGUCACGAACGGUUCGACGUUACCACUUGUGGAACGACCAAACGAUGAGGAAGCGGCCCUUUACAAUCCGUUUGAGCAUAGAAAGUUAGCACAUCCCACAUCGGAUUUAGACACAUUGAUACAUCUGCUGAAAGGAAGCUUGGGAACUGGGAUCUUAGCUAUGCCUAUGGCCUUCCGGAAUGCUGGUCUUUUGUUUGGUUUAUUCGCCACGUUCUUCAUCGGAGCAGUUUGCACUUAUUGCGUGCAUAUUUUGGUUAAAUGUGCACAUAACCUAUGCAGGCGAACUCAAACACCGAGCCUAGGGUUCGCUGAUGUCGCAGAAGCGGCAUUUCUUGUCGGUCCUGAACCUGUACAGAAAUAUGCUAGAUUAGCAAAAGCGACAAUCAAUUCGUUCUUAGUGAUCGACCUAAUAGGCUGUUGCUGCGUGUAUAUUGUUUUCAUCUCGACCAAUGUAAAAGGGGUAGUUGAUUAUUAUACGGAAACCGACCGAGAUAUCCGGUUUUAUAUGGCGGCGUUGUUACCUUUCUUAAUCAUAUUCUCUCUCGUGAGAAACUUGAAAUAUCUGGCGCCAUUUUCCAUGCUUGCAAACGUUCUGAUCGCCACUGGAAUGGGGAUCACGUUCUACUAUAUUUUCAGCGAUUUACCAAGCAUAAAGGAUGUACCGAACUUCUCGAGCUGGUCUCAACUACCUCUCUUCUUUGGCACGGCUAUUUUCGCUCUCGAAGGCAUUGGUGUAGUGAUGCCUCUCGAGAACAACAUGAAGACACCAACGCACUUCAUCGGUUGUCCAGGAGUUCUGAACACCGGCAUGUUCUUCGUAGUAUUAUUAUACAGCACCGUAGGUUUCUUCGGCUAUUGGCGAUACGGUGAGGACACGAAGGCCUCGAUCACCCUGAACCCAGAGCAGAGCGACAUCCUCGCCCAAUCCGCCAAACUGAUGAUCGCGGUAGCCAUCUUCCUCACUUACGGCCUACAAUUUUACGUGCCCAUGGAGAUCAUCUGGAAAAAUGUUAAACAAUAUUUCGGCUCGAGAAAACUCUUGGCCGAAUACAUAAUCCGUAUCAUCAUGGUGAUUUUCACCGUUACCGUCGCAAUUGCUAUCCCAAAUCUAGGGCCGUUCAUUUCCUUAGUAGGCGCUGUGUGCCUGUCCACUCUGGGCCUGAUGUUCCCAUCGGUGAUCGAGUUGGUCACCGUGUGGGAUCAGGAGAAUGGAUUGGGGGCGUGUUACUGGAAGCUCUGGAAGAACCUUGCUAUCAUCUCGUUCGGCGUGCUAGGGUUUCUCACCGGUACCUACGUGAGCAUCCAGGAGAUUCUCGAUGAGAAUAAAUGAAGCGCCGGGUUCGAAGGAGCUGCGGUGCGACGGAAUAAUCGCUCAGCGCGUACCAUAUAUAUAUAUAUAUAUAUGUAUACAUAUGGCUUUAACGUGCGUUCGUUCAAAUUUACCGCGACAAGAGAGUGAUUUGUAAGAUAAGAAGUUUCCAAGGUUACUCAUCGAUCGAUCUAUUUUUAUCAUCGAAAAUAAUAUUUAUUAGAU
Messenger RNA from Apis florea (little honeybee), 1731 nucleotides. RefSeq names its product proton-coupled amino acid transporter-like protein pathetic. NCBI's taxonomy places the organism in Eukaryota, Metazoa, Arthropoda, Insecta, Hymenoptera, Apidae. The record is from RefSeq and is a predicted model, not a curated record. Gene Ontology annotation, cellular component: vacuolar membrane. Gene Ontology annotation, molecular function: L-amino acid transmembrane transporter activity. Gene Ontology annotation, biological process: amino acid transmembrane transport.